Molecule: messenger RNA, 3165 nt
Organism: Solanum dulcamara
Lineage: Eukaryota; Viridiplantae; Streptophyta; Magnoliopsida; Solanales; Solanaceae
Product: fimbrin-1-like
Exons: 15
Coding region: 262-2787 (841 amino acids)
Biological process (GO): actin filament network formation; actin filament bundle assembly
Cellular component (GO): actin filament bundle; cytoplasm; actin filament
Molecular function (GO): actin filament binding
Source: RefSeq, a predicted model, not a curated record
CAUUACCUUAACUGGCUUUCAUCUCCGCAUAGUCUUUGCGUGUCUACAGCCCAAAUCUUCUCCUUCUCUCUCUCUCUUUCUCCUCUGUUUUUGCUCCAAAUCGAAGCAAACACCCCAUAUCUCUCUCUAUUCUGUUACAGAGUUUUCUAUCAUUGACAAAAAUAGUCAAAAGCUUGAAAUUAACAAGAAAACUGAAGUUGGUGCAAACAAAUCUUUGGUUUGUUUAGUAAGCAGUUUUGGGAAUUGAGGGGGGAAAGGGAGAUGUCUUUUGUUGGUGUUGUUGUUUCAGAUCAAUGGCUUCACAGUCAAUUCACUCAGGUGGAGCUUCGCAGUCUCAAAUCGAAAUUCAUUUCAGUUAAGAGUCAGAACGGUAAAGUUACAAUUGGAGACUUACCGCCUUUGAUGGUGAAAUUAAAGGCUUUCAAGGAGAUGUUUAAUGAGGAAGAGAUCCGGAAUAUCUUGGGUGAAUCAGGUUCAGAUGUGAAUGAUGAGAUUGAUUUCGAAAGCUUCCUUAAAACAUACUUGAAUCUACAAGCUCGAGCUGCCCCAAAAGUAGGCAGUUCUAAAAGUUCAUCUUCCUUCCUGAAGGCCUCCACAACUACACUGCUUCACACAAUCAGUGAAUCAGAGAAAGCAUCAUAUGUUGCUCAUAUAAACAGCUAUCUAAGAGAUGAUCCAUUCUUAAAGCAAUGUCUUCCAAUUGAUCCAGCGUCAAAUGCUUUGUUCGAUUUGGCAAAGGAUGGAGUUCUAUUAUGUAAGCUGAUCAAUGUAGCUGUACCUGGUACCAUAGACGAGCGGGCUAUUAACAUGAAACGAGUAAUCAACCCAUGGGAGAGAAAUGAGAAUCACACCCUUUGCCUCAACUCUGCAAAGGCUAUUGGUUGCACUGUUGUCAAUAUUGGCACUCAGGACCUGGUUGAAGGACGACCUCACCUAGUACUUGGGCUGAUUUCUCAAAUCAUAAAGAUCCAACUAUUGGCAGAUCUCAACCUCCGGAAGACCCCUCAGCUCGUGGAGCUUGUGGAAGACAGCAAUGAUGUCGAGGAGCUCAUGGGGUUAGCACCAGAAAAGCUCUUACUAAAAUGGAUGAAUUUUCAUCUCAUGAAAGCCGGAUACAAGAAAACUGUGGCAAAUUUUUCUUCUGACUUGAAGGAUGGGGAGGCCUAUGCUUACCUGCUUAAUGUACUUGCUCCAGAGCAUUGCAGCCCAGCAACCUUGGAUGUCAAGGAUCCCACUGAGAGAGCUAACUUAGUUCUUGAGCAUGCAGAGAAAAUGGAUUGCAAAAGAUACCUAGAUCCUAAGGACAUAGUUGAAGGCUCAUCUAAUUUAAAUCUCGCUUUUGUUGCACAAAUAUUCCAUCAGAGGAGUGGAUUGUCUACAGACAGCAAGAAGGUAUCCUUUGCAGAGAUGAUGACAGAUGAUGAGCUAAUUUCCAGAGAGGAGAGAUGCUUCCGAUUAUGGAUUAAUAGUCUUGGGAUUACCUCUUAUGUCAAUAAUUUGUUUGAAGAUGUAAGAAAUGGAUGGGUACUUCUGGAGGUGUCGGACAAGGUUUCUCCGGGAUCUGUUAAUUGGAAGCACGCAACAAAACCUCCAAUAAAAAUGCCGUUUAAGAAAAUUGAAAACUGCAACCAAGUUGUCAGGAUUGGGAAGCAGUUGAAGCUUUCCCUUGUAAAUGUGGGAGGAAACGAUUUUGUCCAAGGGAGUAAGAAGCUUAUACUUGCUUUCCUGUGGCAGUUGAUGAGGUUUAAUAUGCUUCAGCUUUUGAAGAACUUGAGAUCGCGUUUCAGAGGGAAGGAGAUUACUGAUGCUGAUAUUCUCAUUUGGGCAAACAAAAAAGUGAAAAACACUGGAAGAACAUCAAAAAUGGAGAGUUUUAAGGACAAGAGCCUUUCAAGUGGAUUAUUCUUUCUCGAGCUUCUCAGUGCUGUGGAGCCAAGGGUUGUUAAUUGGAAUCUUGUCACCAAGGGUGAAAGUGAUGAGGAAAAGAAGUUGAAUGCUACUUAUAUCAUCAGUGUCGCACGGAAACUUGGGUGUUCUAUCUUUCUGUUGCCUGAAGAUAUCAUGGAGGUUAACCAAAAGAUGAUCCUCACUCUCACUGCCAGCAUCAUGUACUGGAGCCUUCAGCAAACAGCAGACGAUGCAGAGUCUCCUGCGAGUACUGUUGCAUCUGAUGCAUCACCAGCAAGAUCUUUGAAUGGCUCUAUGUCCCCCUAUACUGCUGCUUCGCCUGAUGCAUCCCCUGCACCUUCAAUUAGUGGAGCAUCAUCGGCUACUCCUGAUGCAUCUCCAGCACCAUCUGUAAACGGAGAUGAUGAAACCCAACUUAUUGCUGAAGUGUCAAAGUUGGAGUUGGCUACUGACGAUGCACCAUCUGAUACUACUGAAGGGUCAAAGUUGGAGUUGGCUACUGGUGAUGCACCAUCUGAUACUACUGAAGUGUCAAAAUUGGAGUUGGCAGCUGACGAUGCACCAUCUGAUACUACUGAAGGGUCAAAGUUGGAGAUUGCUGCUGGCGAUGCACCAUCUGAUAAUACUGAAGUGUCAAAAUUGGAGUUGGCAGCUGACGAUGCACCAUCUGAUACUACUGAAGGGUCAAAGUUGGAGAUUGCUGCUGGCGAUGCACCAUCUGAUACUACUGAAGUGUCAAAGUUGGAAUUGGCUGCUGACGAUGCACCAUCUGAUGCGUUAGCAUCUCCAAUGCAAUCUGAAAAUGCAGAGAUACCAUCAGAUGCACCCUCAUCCUCUCUACUUGAGGAUACACAACGACAGUACAGCCUCUUCUCAUGAAGUUGAAAAUGAAGGUACAAAACCAGAUAAUGAACAAUAGUUAAACGUUUUUGUCUUUAGAGCUACGAGGGUCAAAUAAUAAGCAAGGGGUAGAAAGCAAGAAGAACGAACAUAAACGAUGAGAACAUACAUGUGUUUUUAGAUGAAUUAUACUUAAGUGCGAAAUGCGUUUAGAUACAAAUAUAGAUAAAAGUACACAAUGUUAUCACCUCAGCACGAUAGUACCUCUGGUAGAAUAUCAACUGUACUAUUUCCAAUUUUGUUUCCUGUUACUUUUAUGUAGUUUUUUUUUCUUCAUCUGAAUGUAAGUAGAAAUUGAUUCAUUAGAUGUAUGAUUUAUAUUUUGAAAAUAUUCUCAGUGAUUUACUCUGUUUUUUU